Glycine soja is the source of this 6155-nucleotide messenger RNA. Its product is annotated as protein RST1. Gene Ontology annotation, biological process: regulation of post-transcriptional gene silencing. The coding region runs from base 18 to 5603 and encodes 1861 amino acids. The record is from RefSeq and is a predicted model, not a curated record. The transcript is spliced from 25 exons. NCBI's taxonomy places the organism in Eukaryota, Viridiplantae, Streptophyta, Magnoliopsida, Fabales, Fabaceae.
UGUUCAGUUAGUGAGUGAUGGAGUCUUACGGUCCUCUCCUAGAGAAGACCCAAGUCCCCCAACCGGCGCUCCAAAAACUCGCCGUCGAUUCCAUUUUCUCGAAGCUCCGAUCAGCACCCAGCCACCUCGACCCAGAAUCCGAACCCGGAAGACGCGCCAUUUCCCAAUGCCUCGCCUCCCCUUCCCCUCACGUCGUCGACCACUCCGUCCGCCACCUCUGCCGCCUCGCCGCCGACUCCGCCGUCGCCGUCCCCCGCGCCUCCCUCGAGCUCCUCUCCGCGCUCCAAGGAUCCGACCCGAAACUCGUCCCCAUCUUCGUCAAGGGACUCGGUUUCCUCGCUCGCCACGAUUUCCGCCACAAAAAUAGCGCCUCGCAACAAUUUACUUCUUCCACUCUCACUCACCCUUUCGUUAGGGUGUUGUUGUGCCGGCAGGAAGUUCAAUCCGAACUCCUACAUCAGGUGUUGCUGUUUAUGUUGCAGAAUAAGGAUGUGGGAAUGGUUCGAGUUUGUGAAUUUUUAAGGCCCUUGUUGAAUGUCUCAAUCAUAAGAUUGUCGGUUUCGGAAUCCUCCUUGUCCUCGUCGUUUGCAAUGCAACUGGUGUCCUCUAUGGCGGCGUUCUGUUGCUCGUUUCCGCACGAGACUGUGCCUGUUUUUAAGCUUCUAAUUGAGUGCCUUAAGUUUCUUCCGCAUGAGAGCUCUGAAGACUACAGGAAAUUAGUGUUUGUUGUAGAGCAUAUGGUGGAGGCAUAUAUAGUGGUGCUGAAAUCUUUGGCUGGAAAGAAAUCACCGCUGAUAACCGAAGCUCAACUAUGUGCCGUUGAAUUUCUGGAAACAAUUCUUUCUCUAUCCACGUGUCUUCAGUGGCACCCUGGUGGUCACGAGCCCAUAUGUGAACUAUUAAGGCGCUUGUUGUCUGUACAGAAUGAUCUUGGGUUACCAUGGCUGCCUGGUUUGGCAUCAACUAUUGCAUCAUUAUUCACAAUCAUCGUUCAAUCAGAACUUGAACACGAACAAAUUUCUAUAUUGAAACUCCUCCUCUUGAUCCUGAAGUGGAAAUAUGAUAAUGUUACCAAUGCAGAUGCUGCUAUCAGUGAACCUAAAUUCUCUUUAUUUGAAGAAACUUUGUUUCUUCUUCCCGUUGUUAGUCUCAUGUCAUCUCCUUCCAAAUCUGUGAAAGGACUGGCUACUGAUUUGCUUCUCCUCUUGGAGAAGCUCCUUGUCAAGAUGUUUGUUGCACCAAAAGAUAAACCAAUUGUCAAAGGGGGAGAUCAUUAUCUUAGCACGCCAGGAGUUAUAGUUUUGAGACUUUUGCGACAUCUGUGGUAUCAGGAUGGAGAAUCUUCUCCCAGAACUUCCCUUCUGAAGUUGACUUUAAAAGGAUUGAAUCAAAGUGAAAUAAUGCAUGAUAGACCAAUAUCUUGGGUUUCUCAUUUAAGAGGGUUCUGCUUGUCAAUUGUUGACCAACGAAAAUCUUCACUAGCUAUCUCACAUUCUCAGGAAGUAUUUUUGAAUGAGAUGCCCUUGUUACUCAGUGCUGUUCUCAAUGUUUUAUUGAUACAUCAAUCAAUGGCGGCUGCUGCUGUUGAUUGUUUGUCUUCCAUUGCCAUUAUGGAUCCCAAACUGGGAGUUCCUUUGUUGCUAACAAUUAUGUUUUACAGUAAUAUAUUCAUAAGAAAUGAUAUCAAUCACCAUGAUAUGCUGUUAAAUUUUUUUGAAAUGCUGCCAUCACUUGCUUCACACUCGGCAAUGAUUCCACUUGUAGUUCAAACUAUCUUGCCAAUGCUUAACAAAGAUGCAAAAGUCUCGUUAUAUUCUACAGCGACCAGAUUGCUAUGUCGAACCUGGGAGACUAAUGAUCGAGCCUUUGGGAGUUUGCAAGGUGUUUUACUCCCUAAAGGAUUCACCAAUUUCACUUCGGAGAGAGAUAUCUGCAUCAGCAUGGCUGCUUCCAUUCGAGAUGUUUGCCAUAAAAGCCCUGAUAGGGGUGUUGAUCUCAUUUUGUCUGUUUCGUCUUGCAUUGAGAGCCAAGAUCCUGUAAUUAAAGCUAUUGGCUUGCAAAGCCUUGCCUUCCUUUGUGAAGCAGAUGUGAUUGAUUUCUACACUGCAUGGGAUGUCAUUGCAAAGCAUGUGCAAGGUUACCAAGAUGAUCCUAUUCUUGCUCAUAGCCUAUGCCUUCUGCUUAGGUGGGGUGCAAUGGACGCAGAAGCAUAUCCAGAAGCAUCAAAGAGUGUGCUGCAAAUUUUGUGGGAUGUAGUUACCUAUGGUCAGGGUAGACAGUGGGGAAAAGCAAGAAUUUCAGCCCUGGAGGCACUUGCUCAAUAUGAAGUGCCACAGCUUGAGAAUAGUAUUCCAGAUUUCAAGAAAAUGAAUUUGGAGCUGUUCUUUUCUGAGACAAAUCCCAAAGUACUCAAGGCUAUGGAGGAGUUUCAUGUCAAGUUAAUAACAUAUGAGCACAUAAAUCGUCGGAGAGUAGUCAAGGAAAAAAGAGUUACAGGAAGCAAGAUCGAAAAAUUGAUGGAUGUAUUUCCACAGGUUAUAUUCUCUUCAGGAGUGAUAAAUAAAGCUAGAGAGUUACCUGGUGCUUCUUUAUUAUGUUUUUCUUUCCCUCCUAAAGAUAUGAAUGAACAUCUAGCAUCCAAAAGGUUAAGAGAUGUACAUGCUGGGUAUGAAAAUGCUCUAGUGGAAGUAGCUGCUUCUCUUCAGCUCUCAAGAAAUAUCUUGCUUGCGCUGAUGGCACUGCAAUCAUGGAAAGGCUUCAUGCGACGUUGGAUGAAGGCUUACACUCUGUCCUAUGAUGCUAAGGCACAAUCGAGUGUCCUAGAUAAAACUUCUAAAGCUGCUAGUGAUAUUUUAAAGAGUAUGAUAGCAAUAGCGGAUGAGGCUAUACCUAGAGCUGCUGAAAAUAUUGCACUGGCUAUUGGUGCACUUUGUGUGGUUUUGCCUCCAUCUGUUCACAUGGUUAAGUCUGCUGCUUCAAAGUUCCUUUUGGAAUGGUUGUUCCAACAUGAGCAUGAACACCGCCAAUGGUCUGCUGCAAUUUCUCUUGGAUUAAUCUCUAGUUGCCUUCAUGUAACAGAUCAUAAAGAGAGAUAUCAUAACAUCACAGGACUUCUUGAGGUUCUUUCUGAUAGCAAAAGUUCCCUUGUAAAAGGUGCAUGUGGUGUUGGAUUGGGUUUUUCAUGCCAAGAUCUUCUUACCAGAGUUGAAACUUCUGAUACCUCUACUGUGAUGAAGGAAACAGAGUAUGUUCCAGAAUCUGUAUUACUAGGAAGAAUUAUUAGGGCCUUAGCUACAAUGAUACAACAGAGAACUCGAUGUUCUUCUGAUGUUUUGGACAGUCUAUGUUCAUGCUUUCCACUGGGUUCAUAUGACAUGAGCGCUAAAGGAUAUGAACAGUUAUCUGAGAACAGUGAAGACUUGGAAGAAGAUAUCUGGGGUGUUGCUGGACUUGUUCUUGGUCUAGCUAACUCCAUUAGCGCAAUAUACAGAGCUGGAGAGUUAGAGACUGUUAUCAAGAUAAAGAACUUGUUAAUGUCAUGGCUUCCAUAUUUGCAUUCACUAGUUGAAAGCAGUACUUUCCAGUGGAAAGAAUCUGAGCAUGUCUUAGCUCUAGGAUCCUGUAUUGCACUUCCUACAGUAGUGGCUUUUUGCCAGAGAAUGGAAUUGAUAAAUGAUGUUGAGUUGGACCGCAUUGUGGUUGGCUUUAAAGAGUUAAUUUCUGAGUUAAUUGCUGUGAAAAAGUCUGGCAUUUUGCACCAUAGUUUGCUGAUGGCAUCAUGUGUUGGAGCUGGGACAGUACUUUCUUGUAUACUGAAUGAAGGUGUUUACUCUAUUGAGGUUGAACGUGUUAAAUGUUUACUGGAACUGUUCAGGAAAUGUUACUUGAAUCCUUUCCCUUUUCUUGUCCAUCUUGGUGGCAUGCUAGGAGUUGUUAAUGCUGUUGGAGCAGGUGCAGGAAUUUUGGUCAACAUGAAUUUUCCAAAUUACUCUAGGCAAUCUGGCUAUCAGAAGGAGUCUUCUUCUGUCAUGGGCCCUCUCCUCUCAAGUUCUGAUUUUGAACCAUACUUGACAUCAUUGGUGCAAGAGAUGUUUCUUGUGGCACAGAAUUCGGAUAAUCAUCAGCUACAACAGUUUGCUUCCUGGGUACUUGCCUUCCUUCGACAUCAUUUAUGGUCCAAGGAACUUUUGGGGGUUGAUAGUGAUAGGAGCGUGGCCGCAACUAAUUCAAAAUCUGUUUCUCAGAGUUUUUCGGAGGACAAUAUUGUUUUGAAGCUUAGUUUGUGGCUUACGAGUUUCAAAUAUACUGAGCCAGGUACUAUUGUACAUAUUAGCAGAGUCAUUGCUGUAUUAAGGUGCCUUUCUACAGCUCCCAGGUUGCCAAGCUUGGAUUGGGGGUCAAUUAUUAGGCGUUGUAUGAGAUAUGAGGCCAAAGUUGCUGAGUUGUUACCAAAAGAUUCUGCUUCUAAGAAUGGAACUCUAAGGGAGGAAUGCAUAAUGUUUGCAAUGGCCCAUGCAAAUCAAUUUGAUUCACUGCUAACAUUUCUUGAUGAGCUAUCUGACUUUUCCAGAUUCAGGACACUUGAAAUAAAUUUGCAGUCAUGUCUGCUAAAUCAUCUAGCAGACCUUGUAAAAGUAUAUUCAAACUCCAGGCUUGAGAAACUAUUUGGAGAUGUGAGUAAUCACUUGUCUUCCUUUACUUCAUACAAAGAGUCUAGCACCUACCCCAAAAGCUUGUUAUGUAUUUCGUGCUGGAAAGGUCUCUACGAGUGCCUAGAUGAAGUUUCUGUGGACUCAUCUGGUUACAUAUCCCAUAUUGAAAGGUGUAUGGAGGUUCUAUUUACUCUAUUGCCAGUGGUUCAAUCUUCUGGAAGUGUAUCAUCUGCGGAUGUAAGUUCUGUAGAGGAAUGGUCUGAAGCUGUAAGAUGCUUAGGGAAGGCUCCGCAGAUUUGGCUAUUGGAUUUUCUUAAGGUUUCACAUGAGGAGUUUGUUCAGAGUGCUGGCAAAUCUAUUGAAGUCCAAAAAAAGGUUUGUGCUAAGAUCAAACUAGUGAAGACUGGUUCUCUUUCACUGACUGAACUUGGAAAAAUGAAAUCUUACAUAUUGAACUCCAAAUCACAAGGACUCUGGGAUAUACUCUUUGAAGUUGUGGCAGCUUUGUACCAUGCGGAGGGAAGUGUAAAAAAACAGUGGCUUAUUGAUGCUGUUGAAAUUAGCUGUGUAUCCAGUUUUCCUUCCACGGCACUGCAGUUUCUUGGUCUGUUGUCUGCUGCCUGCUGCAAAUAUAUGCCCUUUAUGAUUGUGGACCAACAAAUGGUACUGAAUGAUCUACCAGUCACCCUUGUGUCUCUUCUGGCAGACCAAAACUGGAAUGCUGUUGCAGAAACUGUUGUGUCCCACUUCUUCUCAUCAACAGAGUGCAUAUAUGACUGGUCUGUACAAAUAGCAGAUGGUUCUUAUAUUCCUGAUUCUCAACCCAUUGAUGGGAGUGAGAAUCAUAUGGCUGUUUUUCUAUUGCAAGUGAUGCAUCAUACGUGUGUAUUACUUAAGAGCUACUUGCCAUUAGAUAAGCAGCUUAGGCUCGCCAGCAUGGUUAUUACUUGAGAUGCAAACUACAUUCUUGAAAAUACAGGAUUAUGGUGACACUAAAAUUGCUUUGUGUUCUCACCAUGCUACACGUUGCCCAAUGUUUUGGGAAUUGUGCUUUGUUAUUUAUGGAAUAUGGAGAAUUCUGUGAGUUAUUCCAGCCAUUCCUGGUUCGUUUGGAAAGUGAAUUUAGAGGACACACUGUGUUGAGCAGAAGUCAACCGUGUGGGAUGUCUCUGGCAAAGCAUGCAGCUGUGCAUAUAUUUGUUUGUGGAAUCCAAUUCUAAUUCUAAUGCACUAAAAUUCAGCAGAAGCAGAAUGCAUGUUGUAUCAUUUUCUUUUCUUCCUACACAAGCUAAGCUUGAUGUAUCAUAGAGCCACCCUUGGGGUUGCUUGCAGAGAUAUGUAAUUCAUUUUUUAAUUAGGUUACAAUAUAAAUAUUGAGUUUCAAACUCUUAAUUUCGAAGAUGAGUGAAUGUUCCCAUUGGAAUGCCCAGUGUUACUGUGUAACUUGAGAUAUGAAUCCACGUAAUGCUUGGGAGUUUAAAAAAUGUUUAAUAGUUAUUUUUA